Molecule: messenger RNA, 17550 nt
Organism: Biomphalaria glabrata
Lineage: Eukaryota; Metazoa; Mollusca; Gastropoda; Planorbidae
Product: intermembrane lipid transfer protein VPS13D-like
Exons: 85
Coding region: 192-13799 (4535 amino acids)
Biological process (GO): protein retention in Golgi apparatus; protein targeting to vacuole; mitochondrion organization
Cellular component (GO): extrinsic component of membrane
Molecular function (GO): protein binding
Source: RefSeq, a predicted model, not a curated record
AUUUAAAAUGCAAGUACAAAGUAGUGCAUGAUAAUAAAAACAACACAAUCUCCUAACGUAACUAGACUUUUACUUUACUCAAUGACUAUGCUAUGGUAGAUAGAGAUUAGAAUGUGGUGAAUAGAAUACCAACAGAUUUAGAUGUAUUAAUUGAAGCAAAAUAAUGUAUCAAAAGAAUCAAAUUUUGAACAAUGCUUGAAGGUUUAGCAGCGUGGGUUCUGAACACAUAUGUGGGAGAGUAUGUAGAGAAUCUCAAUACAGCUCAACUGUCUAUAGCCUUUUUAAAAGGUGCAGUUGAGCUUGAGAAUUUACCUCUUAAAAAAGAUGCACUUAAAAGUUUAGACAUACCAAUAGAAGUCAAAUCUGGGUUAAUUGGAAAGAUAACAUUAAACAUUCCACUGAGGAGUCUUCGAAGUGAACCGUGGGUCAUCUCUAUUGAAAAACUAUAUAUUGUGACAGGACCACUGACCAACAUUCAAUAUGAUGCAGAAAGUGAAAGAAAACAUCACCAGGAACAAAAGAAAAUCAUGCUGGAUGCUCUGGAAGAGAAAUGGAAGGUUAUUCAAGGACAUCAGAAAGAUCAGUCAGCAUCCUGGUUUUCCUACGGAGCCUCCAUGGCAGCUAAUAUACUGGAAAAUAUUCAGCUGAAUGUCAAAGAUGUCCACAUUAGAUAUGAGGAUGACACGCUCAAUCCUGCUUGUCCUUUUGCAUGUGGCAUUGUCAUCAAAUAUCUGAGUGUUCAGAGCACUGAUUCAACUUGGAAACCCAAGUUUGUCAGCCACUAUGAAGGUAAUGAAACAAUGUUUAAGCUGGUGGAUCUGCAAGAUUUUGGGAUUUAUUGUGAUACUCAUGUAACACUAGUUGGACAUCUGCCUUUGUCUGAGUUGGUGGAAGUAUUUGAAAAAGAUAUGAACCGUAGGACAUUAGAGAGUGAAUACAAGGAUCAUAAUUACAUACUAAAGCCUAUUAAAGCUGAAGGGAAAGUGACACGAAACACAUCAGCAUUCCCUUUGAAAUCGGCACUGACUCCUCGAAUAUUUGUUGAGCUCACACUGGGUGAGAUGUCUUUCAGCCUGGCCACUGACCAGUACCAGAGUUUAAACCUGUGGCAGAGAGAGUUUGCCAGGCACGACAGGCAGAGGAAAUUCAGGAAAGGUCGUCCCUCAAGUCCAGUUAGCACAAGUCCUAGAUUGUGGUGGCAAUUUGCUGUUCAGAGUCAUUUAGAAAUUAUUCAAGACAGAAAUGAUCGGCUCACUAAAACUUUUAUGAUUGAGAGGGCACAAACAAUAGUGAAUUAUUCUAGAAUCUAUACUGCAUAUUUGAAAGGCGAAAUAUUGACACCACAGCAAAAGUUACAAAAAGGAAACAUUGAAGAGGAUUUAGAGUUUGAAGAACUGAAACUAAUCAGAGAGGCAACAUUUGCUAAAGUCAAGAAGAACAAUCAAAUGGCAUUACUACUGGCAAAGAAAAACUUGCCCACUGAAGUAUUGUCUCCAACUCAACAGAAAGAAAGUGGCAGCUUGUUUCAGCAUUGGUUUCCUGGCUGGUCUGGCUGGUCUCAGCCUGUUGAACAGCCAAAGUCAGAUAUGUUGGAAAAUAUCAGUGCUGAUGUACAGGAGGAGCUCAAAACACCCAAUUUAGAUGAUGUUGUAACUGAGGAUUUGAUUGAGCAAGAACUUCAAGAUGUCAUCAAAGAUUCAUCUGAGAACAGUUCAUUUUUGAGAAAGGAUGUUGUUUUUGCCAGAAUGACUUUUCUUCUUACAAAGGGUUCUUUCCAGUUGAGAGAAUCCCAUAACUCUAACAAAGAUGGCCAGACUCUGACAGAACUGCAGUGUUCCACUAUAAGUAUGGCCUUUGAAUCCAGACCACGUACUAGUGCUAUGAAGUUUUCUCUUGCUGUUGGGAGUCUUUAUGUUCAAGACAUGACCACCAAAUUUUCAGCUUUUACUUACAUCAUAAGUCCCCAGGCUAAGAAUUUAGGUCAAGGUCCUCUAUCAAAAGAAAGUCAAGGAGCAGAAUUUUUCAAAUUGUGCUAUGAAAAAAAUCCCAGUGCAGUUUUUAAAUACAAAGUCACCAUGAAAACACAGCCACUAGACAUUAUAUAUUCACCGGAGCUUAUUUACAGAAUCAAAGACCUCUUUAGCUCCCCUGUCACUGGUUUGUCUCGCACUGCAAGCUCUGUGUCAACCUGGCAGUUUGCUAAACUAAGAAAACAAACUCAAGAAGAAUUAAAGAAUACUUUGGAUCUUUUGAUGGAGGAGAGAGCCACCAAGUGGAACAUACAGUUAGAAAUCAGUGCCCCAAAGUUAAUCAUACCUGAGAAUGUGUCAGACCAGAACCCACAGUUGGUGAUCAUAGAUUUGGGCAACUUGCAUGUGAACACUGUGACCUCCCCUAGAGACUUUAUUGAUCCCCAGGAAAACAGAGGAAAAGUGAGAGAGGAAGAGGGUGAAGAUAAAUUUGAGACACCUCUGUCUACCCCUCCCAAUGAGACAGAGGAAGAUGUGGAGGUGAAGAUGACUAUGGCAUCUGGCCCAUUUAGUUCAAUGAAGAGUCCCAGAAGUUCUGACAAUCUGGAAGAAAAUUGUGCCGAGAACAUGUUUCAGGACAGAUUAUAUGAAAAAUAUUGCAUUGGACUAACAGAGGUGCAGGUCCUGACAGGAAGACUCAAAGACAAUUGGAGACUUGCUUAUGUUAGGGGCACCAGUAUGAUGCAUGUUGUGGAUAGGUUUAAUAUAUCAGUCAUGCUGGAGAGACGUUUGAUCACAACAUCAGACAUUCAGUGGCCCACAGCAAAGCUCUCUGGUAACUUACCUUCCCUGACUUUUCAUCUGAAUGAGAAAAAGAUACAAGGUCUUCAGAAAUGCUUAGAUAAAUUUUCCGAGCCACGUCCAGCUGGCAUAUCUUUGUCUUCAGCCUCUCAAUCUUCUGUUGCCGCAGCCAUGGAACCUUUAGGAUACAGUCCCUUGCAAGAGCAGUUUAGUUUUGAUGAUGCAAGUCCAGCACCAGCUACAUUCAGGGAUGCCAAUGAGGACAAUAAGCUGAUUGUUCUACAGUUUUUAAUAAAUAAUUUAUCACUUGAGGUUCACAACCAAGAUCGAGCCCUUGUGGAGCUUAGAGUAACUGGAGUGCAAGCAGAUUUUCAUCUGAAACCUUUAAACAAAUCACUAGUCCUGACUGUUCACAGUCUUCUGUUGGUUGACGCUGUUCAGCAGUACGGACCUGACUUUGAACUUUUGAUUGCCUCACAUAAAAAUGUCAGGUUGGACAGUCGAAGUGGCAGCAUCAAAGGGUCUGAGUUUAACUCACCAACAUCUCCCCUAUCACCAUCCUCACCAGCAUCUCCUGGCUCACCCACACAAAAUUUGACCUCUACUAUCUCUUUUGGCAGCUUCCAAUCGUUUCAAGAUGCAAUCAGCAGUGCUUUUCAUUCUGUUCUGUCUCAAGCUGUUCCUAGCGCUCAGUCCAAGAAAGCUACAGAGCCAGAACCAAGUCACCCACUGGCUUCAUCAGAUUCUAAAGCACUUAUUAUGUUGGAAUAUGAAGUAAUCACAACAUGUGCCUCAUCACAAGAUCCAGGGUCUCAAGACUCAGUCACUAGAGUCUUAAACUUGCAGUUCAAUAGUUUGGACUUUAUAGCAAAUCAAGAAACUUUGACAGAGAUCAUGGCUUUUGUAAAUAGAACUUUCCCAAAGUCAUCAUCCAAUGAUUUGGGUAACAAACCAACUGUCACUAAAAAUAUAUAUCCUGUGAAACAAAGCAAGAGCAAAGAUAUUUUACUUGUGAAUGCUGAUUUUAAACGUCUAAAUGUAAUGAUGGUCAAGUUUUUAUCUGAUUCUGGACUAAAAAUAGCCCGUAAAGUUGCUACAGCUACAUUGUCCUGUGCUAAGUUGGAGGCUAAAUAUGAUGAGUUGUGGGAACUGAAUGGGAGCUUGGGAGGCCUUCACUUGCUCGAUGUGACUCCAGAAGGCACGCUGUACCGUCAAGUGGUCAGCAUUGGUCAGUUUCAAGAAGUGGAUGCGUCAACAGGUCUUCCAAUGUCUCCUUGCUGUACAAGUUUUGCAAUCUCCACGGUCUCGUCUACUUCAGAAAUGUUCAGGACAGCUGCGGAUGACAGAGUUUUUGCUGAACCCUUGCUGGCGGAAUUGCAGGAUAAGAAGAAUGCCUGUACAUUUGUCAUUAAAACUAGGCAGUUAAAGCCACCACAGCAGGAACUAGAUGCCAGUCUAAAUGAUCUCUCCAAAUCUGAUCAAGAGAUUACAGAGGCAAAGUUUGAUAUGGCUGCACUGACCUAUGUCCACUGUCCUAAAUUUCUAGACGAGAUGGUGGACUGCGUCUCUGAGUUUAAAGAUUAUAUGACUAAAGUCUACACCACCAUCAAGACUGCAGCCACUGAGGUAGCCAUGGGCAUUGUAGGGGUCAGAGGUGACAAGGAUGCCUCAUUGUCAGAUGCCUCCACUGCUGGCUUCACUAUUAGGAGAGAUCAGUCUCUGGGGGACAUAACCAACACCAUCUUACUGGAGGACAUGUCCUACUACCAAGGAACCUCUGCCAUUGAAGCUAACAAGAGUUUCAUACUUAUCAAUGCUAGGAUGGAGUCACCAAUUCUCGUCUUCCCACCUUCAUCAAAUAGUCCACAGGUAUUAUUGGCCCAUCUUGGAGAAAUAGUCAUUGACAAUUCCAAUGUUGAUAAAAUCUCCAGCAGAUCUCCCAGCCUUAAUCAAGAUUUGAUCAACUUGUCACUGACCAACAUGAAUCUAUACUCUGUAUGUAUUGAGCAGCAGCUCAGCAUGGUCACUGUUGGGCUGGACAGCUCAAAGCUGUCAGAGCUGACACAGAAGUUUGGUGUGCCCAUACUGUAUGACACCUCUGUGGAUCUCACCAUUGGUAAGAAGGAGAUGGACAACCCUUACAUCAACCCAAACGUGUCCUCCAGGAUUGAGGGCAUGUUUGGACUGGCUCCUGAGUUUCCACCGGCAAGCAGCUCCAACAGUGAAUCCUUUGAGCAGGACAUGUUUCAGGUUUCUUCCUUGUUGGAAGUGAAAGCUCAAAUUUCCAACCACAUUAAGCUAAAUCUAUCUAAAGAGGUUUAUGAGCAAAUAUUAAAAACUGUUGAUAAUUUAACUUAUGAUGCAGAGUCUUCCAAAACACAAUCAACAAAGCACAGUAAAAGUGCCUAUACUACAUUAAAUUUAGCUGAUGUCAUUGAGCAAGACAAAAUGGCAUAUAAAUUAAGUGAUGAUCUGCCUGGUGCUAAGUCAAAAAGUAUGCCAAAUGUAAUUAAUUCAUCAGACUCAGGCCAAAAUGAUAGCUUCUUGGCCAAACAUUUUGAUUUCAAAGUGCCUUUGUUUGAAGUGGAACUCAGGGGAGAUUUUGGUGAAGGAGAGAGAGGGAUAGUAGACCUGAAGCUCUAUGACUUUGCUGUUCAGUAUGAGAAGAAUGACAAGGCAUGCACAAGAAUAAACCUUCACCUGAAAGCUCUUCAGAUGGAUGACCUUUUGGAGCCUCCUGACUCUAAACACAGACAGAUCAUUGUGUCACGUCCAUCAAAGUCCAAGGAUAUUCUUGAAAAACUGCACAGUCAACCUAAAGCCCUGAUGUCAAAGUCUUGUCCUGACAGUACCAUUGUAGCACCCAUACCUGUGAUGCCUCCUUCACUACCAUCCAGCUUUGUAGACAGAACCAGCUGUCAUCAACGUCACCAGCAGCAGCACUCUCACAAAGGAGGUGUCUCUUCUCAGAGAAAAAAGUCCCCAGACAGCCCUGGAGAGUGUCCAUACACACCUCCACCUAGCCCUGUAGCUAGGGAACACAAAAUCAACCAACAGAGAAGAGCUGAUGAACUAGUCCACAUUGAUGUGACAUUGGUGGAUAAGAAACAGCCAGAGUUUGUGGAGAAAUAUAACAAGACCAACAGGUUCAUCAAUAUUGACUUUGCAUGCCUGGACGCCACCAUUAACCUUCAGACAUGGGUAGUUCUGUUAGAUUUCAUUGGAAUGGGAGCCAAAGUACAUGACAUCAGUGUCACAGAGCAACCAGCCAAAGCAUCCACUCAGCAAAAAGAAAAUGCUAAAUUUGAAGCUGCCAAAGAAAAUAUAAACUCAGAAAUCAACUUUCAAGUAGAGAGCUUCACAUUAAUCUUCAAUAAACCAGAGUACGAGCUAGCCCAGACCACAGCUGCUGACCUCAAGACACAUAUAGAAAUCAGAGAUGAUAACCUUUCUUUAAAUGGUCAACUGGGCAGUCUUUCACUACUUGACCAAUCACCUCAUGGCCAGCUAUACAGGCAAAGAUUUGUGUCUACCGGCAGACAGGUGGUGGAAUUUCAUUUUUUUAAAUAUGGCCUUCCAGAUCCAUUAAUGCAAAGGACAUUUGACAUGAGCUUAAAGUUAAGGAUGUCUUCUGUUCGUUACAUCCAUACCAACCGUUUCCAGUCAGAGCUUAUAGCUUUUGCUCAAAAUUUUCUACAGUUACAAGAUCUUCUUGGAAGACAGAGGGCAGCUUCAGUUGGGAAAAAGAUCAGUGAAAUAGCCACCAGAGGAUCCAGGAUUUUACUGGACAUUGAAGCUGUCUCACCCAUACUUUUGAUUCCACAUAGUUCUAUGACCAACUGUGUUCUUGUGGCAGAUUUAGGCAACUUGAAAUUGAAGAAUCAGUUCCUUGUUGAUGGAAAAUCUGGCACAUUGAGAGCUAAGUCAGAGGCCAGUUUACAUUCUCAGGGUUCUGACCAUUACUCAAGUGGUAAUGCCUCUGCCUUUCAGAAAGGUAUUGUUCACAGAAGUAUGGCAGGAAGUACCCUGAAUGAAUCCUUGUCACCUGCCAGCAGGUCUGUGGAUCCCAUGACCCAGAGCAUAUAUGGUAGUUUUGACAGUGACUAUCGCCUUGAGGGGCUUGAGAUGUUUUCUACUGCAGGUCGGCCUGGCAGUAAGCAUGUCAGUGAAUCUACUUUUGGUCUCAACCAAACAGACAAAGGUUUUACUUCUGAACAAGGUGACAACAAUGAAGAAGAUCACAGAUGUCUUCUGGAUGUUAUCUCUGUGAUUCUGUCUGACAUGGAUCUCUUUACAGCCAAACGUAUAUGGAAAUCUGAUUACAAGCAUGGAGAUCUGUCAACAGAUAUGGAGUUUUCUACUUUUGUGGUGGAAAGAGAGCCUGGAAAGCUGCUUAAAGAAAAGUGUCUUUUGGAACUGCACAUUGAAAGGAACCUUGAAGGGGACGUAAGCCACACAGCACCAGACUUCAAUGUUAAUGGCAAACUCUCCUCUGUGUACUGUCAUUUAGAUGGAAGCCAGUAUGAACUGGUUCGGGGCAUUUUGAAUCAUAACCUUGGAGAAAAGCUGGAAGAGUUCCAACGUCCACUUAUGUCUAGUCUUCAGAACCCAAGCAUUCAGACAAUUUUAACUGGCAAACCUUGGAAAGGGAUAAACUUGGUAAUAGAUCUAAGAAAUGUAACUGUUGAGCUUCUGCACUCACACCCUGUCUCUCCUGAUGUACCAGAGAAGUCUCUUGCUCUGCUGGACUUUAUUCAUUCCCAGCUAUCCUACUGUAGCUUUUCCAAUCAAUUGAAGGAAGUAGACCUUGUUUCCGAUGAAAUUAAAGUCUAUGAUACACGAUUUAAAGCUGAACCAGUCAAUGCUAGACCCAAUGUUUUCACCAGCAUUCUGCAGCCAUCCCCUGGUUCCACAGAGAACAAAAACUUUCAGAUGAAAAUGCACUUGAGAUCAAGUCCUGAUAGCAGUCACUUCACCAUCAUAUUGAACAGUGUCCGCCUCAUGUGUGUGUUUGAUUGGCUCCUGGCUAUGAAAGAGUAUUUGUCAAAAGAACCACCAGAUCCAUUCUCUAAAGUUGUUCAGCCCAUACAAAGUCCUGUCACACCUACUGAGCCCAUAUUUGUCAAGUCUGUUAAAAAUCAGAGCCCUCUGACUGUGUCCAGAGGCAUUGCUACAAAAAGGGGUCCCAUGGUUGAAGAGGUGAAGGUUUCAUUUGGACUUGUGUUAAACUUCUUUGAUACCCAGUUUGUUGUUGUGGAAGAUUCCACAUCCAUGGAUACUAACGCUGUUAUAUUCAAGAAUACAGCUGUGAUAACCUACAAGCCACAGGCUCAAGACAAGAUUCUCUCUUGUUCCUUACAAAGCUUGGAGCUUUUCUCUUGUUGUCUGAAAGAUGAAGAAGACACCGCUCUCUCAAUCAUUGAUCCGACUUCCAUCACCAUUGACCUGAAUGCCAACCCACUCCCCCAGCCGGAUCCUAAUGCUACGGGACUACUGGUCUUGAAAGAUACUCAGAGAAGACAAAUGGUGCUGGAAAUGGUUUUGAAGACUCUUAACAUCAGAGUAUCUUACCACGACAUAGUCAUGUUUCUUGCCAUCAUCAACUCCCUGCCACAGCAGGCACUGCAGGCCCAGCAGGCCUCUGCCAGUUCAGCAUCAUCAGAGUCCACAGAUAAGCCAAGCCCUGCACCAGCCACAUCAGAGAAGGUUGCUUCUUUUGAGGACAAUAUCACCAAGAGCAUGAUGGGUGGGAGUCCUCCUCCUCAUAAUGCUAUCAAUGACAAUAUAGAUGAAGAAGUCUUACAACUUCUUGAACUGGGGUAUGCUGAGCCUGAUGUUCGUAAAGCCCUUGCAAAGACCAGUUGGAAUGUAGACAAAGCAGCUCUAUGGUUAACAGAAAAGGGCAGCUAUCUCCAAGGAAAUAAAGCAGAAAGUCCAGUGCCCUCUGUUGGAUCUGGUCAAUUUCAAGUGACAUCAAUACUGUUAACAGCAGAUUGUAUCUCUCUUCAACUUAUUGAUGAUUGUGGUGAUGUUGACAUACCUCUAGUUGAACUUUACUGUAACGAGCUGAAUGUAAAACAAGAGGUAGAGCCAAACAUUGAAGGGAAAUCUUCAUUCAAAUUGAUGGGAGAGUAUUACAAUAGAAAGCUUUCGGGCUGGGAACCCUGUCUUGAGCCUUGGAAGUCCUUGAUUGAGUGGAAGCAAUAUGAUAAAUCUGCUGAGAAAAAAUUGGCCAUACAAAUUGCAGCCCAAGAUGUUCUCAAUCUGAAUAUAACAUCCACCUUGCUUGACCUCUACAAACAAACAAGUGACAACUGGGCAGAAGACUACUUUAGCCAGCACAGAGACAAGUCUAAAGUGACCAGGACUGCAUCGUCCAGUAGUCAUGAUGGCUUGUCAAGAGUUCCAUCUCAGUCUCAGCAUAAGAGGCUGCCAUUUGUUCCCUAUGUUAUCAGGAAUGAUACAGGCAGUGUGUUAAGGUUUCAGACUGCCACCACAACUCCGUCAAAAUCUUCCAAAGAUCACAGAACCAGCCGUCUUCUAGAAAGUGCUAACAUUAUAACUUCAAACUGGGAGACUGUUCAGCCAGGGGAGAGCAAACCAUUUCACUUUAGUAGAAGGGAAAAACUAAGACACCAGAAAUCUCAUGCCAUGCACACCAAUCAGCUAGUUGUGACUGUGGAGGGCUGGAUGAGACUCUCUCCAGUGUCAGUUGAUAAAGUUGGAAUCUACUUCAGGCACGCUGACCCUGAGCUACAGGCACCUCCUAAUAUUUCACCUGCCCGUGUGGUUUUUGAUGUGCAGCAAGAGGGCAGUGCCAGGAAAUUGAUUAUUGUCAGGUCUGCAUUGGUUGUUCACAAUAAGUUGGACAGUCCCAUAGAACUGAAAAUGGAAUCCACUGAUGAAUCUGGUCAUUACUGCUCAAUGACAGUCCCAGAGAAUACAGCCUUGCCUAUACCCUUGUACUGCAUCAACAUGAGAAUCAGAGCAAGGCCUACUGAUUGGUCAGUACACUUCUGUAAAAAGCCACUAGAUUGGCAGCAUGUGAAGGUUGCAGGGGACAAACCUGAUGGGAUUAGGACUUGUGAAGCAUUUGGUCAGAAAAAUGGAGAAUACAGGUUCUUUGUCUGUGUAACCCGCCAGAAGUACCCAGAUGAAGAGAAUCUCAUGAUUGGGUCAACGUCUCAGCCCCUCAGCCAUGGGUACAUACACCCAACUCUUCCUGGGCACAUACUGACGUUGUUACCUCCCUUGAGUAUAUGUAACCGUCUGCCCAUAGAGCUUCACUAUUAUUUCAAAGGGAUGGAUGUCUCAGGGAAUCUCAAAGCUGGCAAAACUGCUGCUUUACACGGAGUUGAUGUUUCUCAAGCCUUUGAACUUGGUAUUCACUUAGAAUAUUUCUCUAAGUGUAAAGAGAUCACCAUACCUCCCAACACAACAACUGCUAAAGGCCAUCUUCGACUCUAUGACAGUAAAGACCGCUUGCUGAAACUAGUAGUUAGGAUUAAGCUGGUGAAAGGAGGCUCCAUCUUGUUGACUAUUUCUGCCCAAUACUGGCUGAUCAACAAGUCGGGGCUGCCCCUGGUGUUCAGACAAGAUGGUGCUUCAACAACUGCUGCAGGACAAUUUGAAGAACAUGAAGAAGCUAGGAAUGUCAUGCCUCUACUAUUUAGCUUUGUGGAAAAGAAUGAAUUGAAUUUAUGCCAGAUGAGAGUAGGGACCUCGUACCAUGGAAAGAAUUCUAAACCACAGUGGUGUCACAGAUUUUCUUUGGAGGGCAAUACUUUCAAGAGAGCCCUGCACGUCAUUCGUGAAGGAAACAAGCCUGAUUGGUUAGUAAUGUGCCAAUACAAAAUGGGCAAGACUUUAAUGACUAAAUCAGAUCAGAGCAGUGUAUUGGUGUACAAUAUAGGUGUUCAGAUAACAUCAGGAGGCCCUCAGUAUAGAGGCACUACUAUUGUGACCUUUGCCCCACAGUUUUUCCUAGAUAAUCAGUCUAGAUUCAAGCUGGCGAUUGCUCAACAGUUCAUGACCAAAAAUGAGAACUCUGAGCAAACAUAUUUGACAGCUGUCCCUAAAUGUUCCCUUUCAUUCCAUUGGCCAAGAGUUGACCUUGACCAGUUGCUCUGUGUGAAGCUAUUGGACAUUAAAGGCUGCAAAUGGUCAGGUGGUUUUUACAUUGACAAGAUCAAUUCCUUCCAUAUUAACAUGAGAGACCCUAAUGGCCAAUGUCACUUGUUGAAAGUGGAGGUGGUGCAACAGGGGCCAACAUAUUUCAUAGUGUUUGCUGAUGCUGAUGUGAUGCCUCCCCCCUUUCGCAUUGACAACUUCUGUGAUAUUCCUGUUCUUUUUUACCAAACCAAUACAUCAGAUGAUAGAUUGAAAUCUUUUAUUAAGCCUUAUUCCUCUUGUCCUUAUGCCUGGGAUGAGCCAACUAUUCGUCCUCUCCAACUAACACUUGGAAUCAUGGGAGGUACUUCAGCUAAUUAUAGCCUAGACAAACUGGAGGAAGGUGAACAACUCCACUAUGAAAACUUCAUUUACAUAGUAGCCACAGCCACAUUUGACAGGGGCUGGCCCAAAGAGUCCUCAGAACUUGUGCUGGACUGUGAGCAUAGUCCAAAUGUGGUGUUCAGAAAAAAAGAGAACAGUAAACGUAGUCAGUUGUGGAGGAUGACUGGAUCAGGGAUGCUUGAGCAUGAAGGUUCAACAGCUCCACGUGAUCCACGCAACCCCAAAAGUAACAGUGAGCCUGGUCUUGUCCUUGACAUUGCAGACAUGGCUCCCAGACUAGAUAACCCUGCUCCCCUUGUACUGAAGAAACCAGACGCUAGAAGGAAAACCACCCAGACAUGGCGGUUCACUGAGGAUGGUCAUCUCAUGUGUUUAGUUGCCAACAUGUGUGUUCAAGCUAUUGGUGGGGAUAAAGGAUUGCAGGAUGGAGCCCUGGCCAUUUUUGGUCCACUUCCUGAUCAGAAGUCAUUUUAUCCAUCACCUGUCAUCUUCAACCAUACACUCAUCUCUAGGCAGAAGCUGCGUCCUGGAUCAGGAUGUGUUUCUGUGAGAGUGAGUGUGGAUGGACCUAUACGGGUCAUUGAACUAGUGGAUAUACAACAAAGAGCGUGGUUGAAAGAUUAUACAGAAGCGUCUCGUUUAUCCAUAUUAUUGGUUCAAAAGAGACCAGCAUCUCUAUGUCAUCAUAUCUGUUCUGGCAAGGUGUGUACACCACAAGUGAUUAAGAGGAUGACCAUGGAGAAAGACCUUGAAGAAUGGGAAGUGUAUGAGGAAGUGAAAGGCCGGAGGGAAACCAAGCCAAGUUCUGGUCGAGACUCUCUUAACAUUGAGUUGGUGAUAACUCUGAAAAAUGGCAUAGGUGUCUCCCUGGUGAACAGUUGCUCUGAAGAGUUGAUGUACAUUACACUGAAGAACAUCAACCUUGAAGUACAGUCUCAGCCCUCCUCCACAACAUUUGAUAUCAGUGUAGCACACAUUCAGGCUGACAAUCAGAUGUGGGGAGCACAAAGACCUGUGGUCUUGUAUGUCACUCCCUUGUCCAGGAGUGAUGUGCCAGACAACACACCAGCUCUACAUAUUUCUGCCUAUAAAGUCCCAAGUGGCAAGUGGAAUGCUCAAAUUUUUAAGCAUUUAUACAUCUCUACCAAACGAAUGACACUUCACAUUGAGGAGCAGCUGAUUUAUAAACUGCUGCAGCUUGCUGGUGUUGGGAAAGAUGAUAAAUCCUUGAAUCAACUGGAAGGCAAUGAAACCUACAGAGCUCUGUCUGCUGCAACUGCUAUACAGUCCACACGCUAUUAUUUUGGACACAUCAAAGUCAACUUUAACCGUGUGACACUGAGUAUGUUGACAGCUAGCAAAUUGAACCCAGACUUGAAAGCCAUUAAGAAUUUGUUAGGAACAAGAUUGAUAGCCUUUGAGCAGGCCAAUAUUGAGAUGCGUUCUUUUGAAAAGUUUUACCUGUUUGAAACUAAAAAUUUUUUGGUGAAUGAAAUCAAAAAUCAUUUUAAGGAAGAACUGAUUGGACAGGCAGCCAAAAUAUUGGGAUCUGUAGAUUUCUUAGGUAAUCCAUUAGGCCUGUUCAAUGAUAUCACUGAAGGCAUAUCAGGUUUAGUCAAAGAUGGAAACAUCACUGGUUUGGUUCAGAAUGUCACGCAUGGAUUUUCUAAUUCCACCGCCAAGGUUGUAAGCUCCUUAUCAGAUGGAAUUAGCAUUGUUACCUUUGAUGAAGAGCACAAUCAGCGGCGUGAGGCCUUGAGGAAUGUCACUUCUGGGAGUAGCUCCGACCAUGUGAAGGCUGGCAUCAAAGGUCUGGGUCAUGGCCUGAUGGGUGGAGUGACUAGUUUAAUUUCUCAGACCAUAUCUGGGGCUCAUGAGGGUCCCAUGGGUUUGAUCAAAGGAAUGGGUAAAGGUGUGAUUGGUACAGUUACUAAACCUGUUUCUGGAGUACUGGACUUAACUUCGGGCUUUGCUAAUGCUUUACGAGACACAAGCUUGAGGACAUCCCAGAGAUGCCCUGGCCGAAUGAGACCGCCUCGCUGCACGCUUGGCCCUGGGGGACUGUUGCCACUGUACAGCAAAUCUCAGUCUGAAGCACUGAAUACACUUUUUGAGCUGAAUGGAAAUGACUACACUGAAUACCUGAUCGCAAUGGAGACUUUAACUUCAGGCAAGAGCGGGGAAGGCAUUUUGUUUGUCCUCAUAUCCAGCAGGCAGGUCAUUUUCUUGAACCAGAAAGGUCACUUAAAACCAGAAGUCAUAUUACAAAUAAGUCAUGCUGACAUUCUGCAGUGCUCCAACAUUUUUGCUGAUUACAAAUAUUAUGUGGAGCUGACUCGUAAAACCAACACCAGCUCUGAUGUAGCAGCAACAAGUCUCAAUAAACCAAGGGUGCGCUGUGAUAAAGACAUAUUAGCCAAGAAGGUGGCUGAGGAAAUUAAGUAUGCCAAGAACUUGUAUGAUGAAAGAGCUCAGACCCUGGAGUUGGAAGAUUCGUCUGAUGAAGGAGAUUGAGUGUGAUACAAUGACAAAUAGUUUCAUCAUGAUUCUGUUAUUUCAGUGCAGGAAUCAAUUUGAUGACAAUUAUUACCCAUAUAAAAGUAUUUUAAAAACUGGAUAUCAUCAAAUAAUUUAACUGCUUGCAGCAGCCAGUCAAUCAAUGCUGACAUAUCAUUGGUCCCGCACUACUUCCUUGUUGGGAUACAACUCCUGUGAUAAUUCAUUCAGUUGAAGACUAUUUUGUGCAAUUCUUGUAUCACAUAAAGUCAAUCUUGCAGCUCUUUGUAAACUCAAACUUAUUGAUAUCUUGGUAGUUAUGCUGUAAAUAGAUUUCCCUCCUUACUAUACAAAUACAUGCAUAUUAAAACUUGAACUGUUUGUACAAAUGCAACUCCAAAAUGUAAAUCAAUGAGAGACAGAUUUGUAUUUAAUGCUUACCAACCUCUAUUGUUGUUGCAAACUCCAUGUAUAUAGACAAGUAGAGUAUCUUGUUGUAUGUUUUAUAUAUAAAUAAAACUAGAUCCUCCCUGAGUCUACUUUAAAGCAAAUGUCAUUCCAUGUUAUCUAUACAAUUCAUUGUAGUUCUACUAACUGGCCAUUUAGAAAACACAAGUGGGCUGGUCAUAGUAUAUAUUUAUAAUGGAAUAUUUCUUUAUGGUCAGUGUGUUUGAUGCUGAAGAGAACUGUUUGCAUAUCCAUGUUCCAGUUUUUUGGAUUGUUUUGCUUUUUUUUUCAAUAUUAGAAAAAACUGGAGUGCCAUUGAAUGUAUUUUUGAUAUCAAAUGUUUUAUGAAAUAUUGGCAAUACAAAUUGGAUAACUAAUACAAACCAUCCAAUAAAAGCUAUUUUGAAAACAAAAUUCUUGGAAUUUUCACAUAUGUUAACCAUCUUCAAAUGUUUAACUUUUGUAUUUAUUACAAGAUUUGAUCUUUGUUCAAUUAAUUCACAGUUUCUAAACUUCAUGUUGUUGUUUUGUUCUGAGAUUUUUCAAGGCAAAAACCUAUAAGAGGGAGAAAUAUAAAGUUGCAACUCAAUAAUGUUUCAUAGACAAAGCACAUUUCAGUCAAUAAAAAAUACAAGCUAGAUCUAUUUCUGUUUAUAUUAGCAUGCAGUUUUAGAGAGGUAAUAGCUUGGUCAUCGUUAUUUUCCAUCAAUCUUAUCUCAGCGUGGACUACAAGAUGUUUUUGUAGGUUAUACCCAGCUAUGAUCAACUAGAUAACAAGAUCUUUUUUUCAGUAACUACAAUGAGUUGUAGCAGUAAUUCUUUUAGUUACCUUAUAUUACUUGAGUAACAGUUCUUAAGAAUGACUAUUUGGGAUUACACUUUGCAAAAUGUCAUUAAUUAAGAGGCAUACAUUGGGUUUGUUUGAUUAUGAAUUGUAAUAUUUUUUUUAGUUCACAUAAAUUCCAAUGAAAAAUUAGCUUUGAUGUACAAAGUUUUUGAUUGACUAGCUCAAGAAAAGAAUAGGCUGAAAUUAGUUUAACACACACACAGCCAUUUGUUGGCUUGAAUAGUUCUCUUUUAUUAAGUUGUUAGGUUUUUUUAUGCUUAGUUUUGUCUAUAACCAAGUUAAAGUGACAGAUACAAACUGUUUUUUAUUCAGUUGUUUUUGUAUAGUGCAGCCACAUGUUUAUAGCAUUGCCCAGAGUGCUAUGAUCCAAUUUCUUUUGUGGAACAGUGGGGCAAUGCUGAUGAGAAAGUUACCCUGCUACCUUUAGGCACUUAGCAAACACAGGUCUGUCUUCUUGAGUUAGGAUUUGAACUCAAGCCCCCUUGAUAGUAGCCAAGGCGUAUUAGCCACUCAGCCAUACAACCCUUUGAACUUAGUAGUACCUUCAAGUACGUUGUAACUUAAUGUUUUCUCACUUUUCAAAUUGAAACCAAAAUUAUUAUUAUUUUUUUAAAAAUAACUUUACUGAUGUGUUUCAUGUUUGAAAAAUCUGAAGAACAUUUUUGAGAUCUGACAGAUAUAUCUCAUCCACAUUCCCUGAUCAUGCACCAAGCCAAUUGAUGAAGUUCCUUUGCAGGUUUAUGACUCAAAAACAAAACUAUACAGAUGAAUUGAUUCACCUUUAAAUCUUCAGAAAUAGAAAAGCCUUUGGAAACAAAGCCCUGAACAAUUUUGUUCAUUUCCUUUGGAUUCUGCAUGCCCCUGACUCAAGGUUCAAAUUUAUAAUAAUAAUUUAAUCUGUUGGUUGUUUCUUAUGCAAUUGAUUCUUUCAAAUACAUAGAAACAGAAUAAUUGACUUUUUUUUUUACCACAUAAUAUUUUGUAUUUUAGUUUCAAGUGAACGUGUAAACUUUGAUGUUAUUUAUUACUUUUGCUGAAACCUUUCAUUUUGUUGUUUGUUUUCACACCAGUAUUUCUAAGUCCUCAGUCUUCAUCUGCCAAAACUGUUUUUUUUUUUUUUAAAUUUAUGUUUGUAUUGGAUAUUUGUAUUAAUUUACAGUGUUUUAGUUAGCUAAUUGACAAAAUCAGAUGGAAAAAUAUUGUAAAUGUCCUAAUAAUUGAUGCUAUAGUUUUUUAGAAUUGUAACAAAGUUUUGAAUUAUUUAUGUGAACCUUAGAAGACCUGUUUUUUUUACUUUGGUUUUAUUGGAAAGUUUUUUUUUUACUUAUUCCGAGGGUUUGAACUUAUCUGCACAUGUAUUAACAGCUGUUUAUAAUUUCCCACUUAUAUCUAGCUUUUAUUAAAUUUGUAUGCAUAAAUAAAAUGUCUCAAUAGAAACAAAUAAUUUGAAACAAAUACUAUCAGAUUUACAUGAAAUUUAAAGUAGAAUCCAAAUUAGUCAGUUUAGAAAAAUAAAAUUGUGUUUAUUAUGUUUAAAAAAUCCAAAUAAUUUAGGACAGUAUUUAUUUUCAUUCCAUGGUUGAUUGCAGAGAAUUCAUAAUUCUGAAUCUCUAUUUUAUUUUCUCUAUUAAAAAAUGUUUCUUGUUCUUUGACAAAUUUUCUUUUUAUGCAUAAUAUAAAUGUGUCAAUCUGUGAAUAGAAUGUAUAUUUUCUAUAGCAAAAAUUCUUCCAGUUUUUUAUUUGGCUAUUGUUUAUUAAAUGCACAAGUCUAGCACCAUGAUGUCUCUAGUUUUAAUUUGAAUUUAAAACUUCACAUUUCAAUGUAAGCCUUACAGAUGUCCUGACAAUGAAAUGUCAAUAAAUCUUGUUUUUAUGCAAUGUGAAGCAUGCAAAACUCAAGUCAGUAAAUUAAAACAUAAAGAAUUUAAAAAAAAAACAACAGUACAUAAACUAAAGGCACAAGGUAAACAAAAAUAAUUUUUGUUUCCCAUGAAUCUAAAAUCUCUCAGAUUAGCAUUCACAUCUCUCUCUAGGGCUUCAUUCUCUCUCUCAAAUAGCUUGAAAAUUGAAGUUGUGCUUCUAUGACAAAAAUGCUUGGCUUCAUCAGUUCAAGUUGUGACACAGGAUUUUGAAUUAGGGUUUCUCAAAAUGACCUUGUUCUGAAAUCUUCAUCUUGAGAUAAAAGUAAAAUUAAAGGGCAUUGUGAUAGUGACAAGUCACCGUUAUUUCAAAACUAUUUUCAACUGCUAAGACCUGACAGAGAUCCUCUUCAGUAGUACCCAUUGAUGAAAUGUUAUAGAUUCUAGUUGAAUGUUUCUUUCUUUUUAACUUUUAUCUUAUCAUUAUCUUUUUUAAUUAGCUAAUUUGAUGCUGGUAUUCAGGAUUGCUUUAACAAAGAUUGACAAACUGAAUGCCACUCUUCAGGGUAAAUAAUCCAUCAUUUAUGUACACGUUUUUUUUUAUCAUUCACAUAUU